AUGCCCUCGAUGCCCUUCUUGCCGUUUCGAGUUAGAUUUCCAGCCAGAGUCUCUUUUGCCAUCGGACUUCGAUUUUUGCUUCAUAACAAAAAUUCUUUUCAAAGGACUUUGAUAUUCACCACGUAUUCAACACAUAUUCGACACAUCACCAUGUUGCCAUUUCGAUUUGUCAGACCUGCCAUGCGUUCCACUGUGGGAAUAUGGACCCGUUCCAUGGCAAGACCGGCCCACUCAAGGAUGCCCUUGUCAACGACUCUGAGGACGCUAUCCCAUUCCCGCAUUUUGAACCAGAGUGCCCAGCUGAAAGUUGACAAGCCCGAGCUCAUGAUUGCAUUCACGUGUAAGAAGUGCGAUACGCGGUCCAGUCACGUUAUGUCCAAACAAGCGUACACCUCCGGAACAGUGCUUAUCCAGUGUCCCGGUUGCAGCAAUAGACACCUCAUUGCGGAUCAUUUGAAGAUUUUUUCCGAUGACAGCAUCACCAUUGAGCAGAUACUCGCCGAGAAGGGCGAGAGUACCUCCACCAACGUCAACGACCUUGUCUUCGAGGAUAUUCCCGAAAAGCUGAAGGGUCUCCUUGGAAAACAUGCAAAGGAUGCCCCAGAGAGUCAUAAGGAGAAGUUUGUGGAAGGCGAGGAGGAGAUCAAGAAGAUAGGUUCUAAGGAGUAG
Kuraishia capsulata CBS 1993 is the source of this 669-nucleotide messenger RNA. RefSeq lists its product as uncharacterized. Gene Ontology annotation, molecular function: protein-folding chaperone binding; zinc ion binding. Gene Ontology annotation, cellular component: mitochondrion. Bases 1 to 669 code for a protein of 222 amino acids. Gene Ontology annotation, biological process: protein import into mitochondrial matrix; protein stabilization; protein folding. Lineage: Eukaryota; Fungi; Ascomycota; Pichiomycetes; Pichiales; Pichiaceae. The record is from RefSeq and is a predicted model, not a curated record. The transcript has 2 exons.